GUUUUAUGUUAAGAGUGAAAUACACACACGGAUGCUUCAUUGUUUGAAGGACCAAGUCUCUGAAACAUCAGUUUUCUUCUGACUACAUCUUGGCAAGGUGACUAAAAAGGAAGAUGGCAACACAGAGACACAGCAAACCAUACUUCACCUUCCCUGUCGUGAUAAUCUUCUCUUUGUGCCUGCAAACAAGCACAAACCACACUGCUUACCCUGGGGUUACAAAUGACACCUGGAAUCCUCUCAGCCAAAACCUCAGUGGAAGCCAGAACGUAACAGAAGCCAAUACAAAUUCUGCUCUCAGCAUCAAUUUCAGCAGCACAACUGCUUCUGAAGUGGAGAUGAGCACCCUGCUGCCCUUACCCUCCACAAUGGCCCAAGAUCCAACAUCUUCCCCUGCCAGAGGUGCUGUUCCUGCCACUGGAGCACCCAGGAACACCAGCAAACCCAGGGGUACAAUGACAAAAGCAGCAUGUGAAGACAACAAGUCUCUUAUACUGGUUUGCUUCAUCAUAAUAGCAGUACUUGUGCUCAUCUGCACCUUCUUAUUUCUGGCGACAGUUGUCAUAGCAAACAAAAUGUCCCAUCUCAAAAAAACUCAGCAAGGAAAACGCAGGCCCAGGAGCAAUGGUGAUCUGCUGGCAUCUAACAGCUUAUGGCCCACAGCAGCAGGAACAUGGCAGAGGAUCCCUACAGAGACAGCUGGAACUGACUUGGUAAUGCAAGACUUGAUGUCAGGGAGGGAUGCUGCAUUCCAAAGGAAAACCAAAGAUGAAGCAACCGAGAAACUCACCAAAGAAACAGAUAUUGCACAGGAAAAGAAAGAACCAUCAAAGUCCCGCCAACCCGUUUUAAGCCAUUUUGUAGUUGAGAUUUAAUUCAUACCCAGGUAAAAAUUAAUCUUUUGCCUUUUCAACCUCAUUAAUAUAAGGCAAAAACUUAGCUUUCAAGUAACAACAGGACUUUUAAUACAGGGAAGCUAAAUUCAGAUCUCAGGGUUUUCCUUCCAUGACAACAGGAAUGCUGCAGCAAUGUGCAGAUCUGGAAGGGAGGGAAACUGUGUUUAUAUUUAACAGCAUCAAGACCAGUUUUACCCUUGUGACCAGAAAUCACAGUGACAGGAGCUGAAUGGGAGAAAACAAAAGGACAGAAGUCUGCCCAUUCUCAAAGAUCAUUAGGGGAUAAAAAAGGAAAGAACUGUUAGUCCAAUAAAUACACCAU
Messenger RNA from Calypte anna (Anna's hummingbird), 1218 nucleotides. RefSeq names its product ecotropic viral integration site 2A (gene EVI2A). The transcript is spliced from 2 exons. Bases 114 to 875 code for a protein of 253 amino acids. The record is from RefSeq and is a predicted model, not a curated record. Lineage: Eukaryota; Metazoa; Chordata; Aves; Apodiformes; Trochilidae. Gene Ontology annotation, cellular component: membrane.